This is a messenger RNA of Rotaria sp. Silwood2, 1185 nucleotides long. The record is from the annotation of a GenBank genome assembly. NCBI's taxonomy places the organism in Eukaryota, Metazoa, Rotifera, Eurotatoria, Philodinida, Philodinidae.
AUGGCUACUGCUGAUAUUAUUCAAGCUGAAGACUUAAAUAAACAAUCUUAUGUAGAUGGUGGUUGUUCUUCUGUAAGUAAGAUAGAAAAACAGAAAACAAUUCUCAGUUCAAUAACAAAUAUUCCAAAACAAGAAUUUAUUAUUGGAAAAAAGAAAUAUUCUUUAAAUGAAUCAGAAACAAUACGAGAAGUUCGAAUUCGUAGUCUUUCUCAUUGGCCACAUUUCAUACCAAGUAAUCAAUCAAUGAUAUCUGCCGGUUGGUUUUCAUGUAAUGUUAAUGAUCGAGUUAUUUGUAUAUAUUGUAAUACAAUUUGUCAUGAAUGGACAAAUAAUGAUGAUCCAAUUGAAGUUCAUAAAAGACUUUCUCCAAAAUGUCCAUUUGUUAUUUCAAUGCCUUUAGUAAAUAAUUCACCAAAAAUAAUUAAUGAUACACUUGAAGAAAAAUUUCAACCAUCUCAUCCAACAAUGACUGAAAUAUCACGUCGAGAACAAACAUUUUCUAAUGCUAAUUGGACAGAAAAUUGUCCAAGUAUUGAAAGUUUAGUUCGUGCUGGAUUCUUUUUCACUGGUGUUAAUAAUACAGUGACAUGUUUUUAUUGUAAUGGUUCAUUACAUAAAUGGGGUCCAAAAGAUAAUCCUAUGAUUGAACAUGCUCGUUGGUUUCCUAAUUGUACUUAUGCUAAGCAUUUAUGUGGAAAGCAAUUAUAUGAAAAAAUUCAAGCAUUAAAAACAAAACUAAACUUAAAAGAAAAUAAAAUUAAUAAAGAUGAACUUGCUCGGUUAGUUAGAGGAAGACUUGAUUUACCUAUAGUUGAACGUCUUCGUUUACAAUAUCCAUUAGAAAUAAUUAAAUGUUGUAUUGAAGAUCAAUUAAAACUCAAAAAUGAUGAUUUUAAAUCAGAUAUUGAUUUAUCAAUGGCUUGUUCAAUUCUUCAAAAACAAAUUGAAAUUAUUCAAGGUUCUUCUGAUAAUAUUAUAAUUCCAUCAAAAUAUCAACAAUUAGACAAUUCAUCUCAAUUAUUAAAACAAUCAUUAGGUGAAUGUUUUAUAUGUCUUAAUGAAGAAAAACAAUUAGCAUGUAUGCCUUGUGGACAUUUAUGUGCUUGUGUUCCUUGUGGAUAUGCACUUCGUUCAUGUCCAAUUUGUAGACAAAAAAUUCAAUCUUUUAUUAGAAUUAAUUGUUAA